Exophiala viscosa is the source of this 1581-nucleotide messenger RNA. Its product is annotated as salicylate hydroxylase. Gene Ontology annotation, molecular function: FAD binding; monooxygenase activity. Lineage: Eukaryota; Fungi; Ascomycota; Eurotiomycetes; Chaetothyriales; Herpotrichiellaceae. The record is from RefSeq and is a predicted model, not a curated record. The transcript has 6 exons. Bases 231 to 1559 code for a protein of 442 amino acids.
AAGUUGCGUCGGGAUGGCGCCAUCACAGCCUAAGCUCCCACAAAAUCGGCUGCCAUCCGACAGACGGAGACUCGGUGGAGUGGCCGUACAAGUCGAGGCUGGUUAAUGUUCAACGGAACCCCCUAUAGCGACAUAUCUUCGCAUAUGAGACCAUAAGGACGAAGAUCCAAUGCUUUCGUUAAACCACCUCGCCUCGUUACAGCAAAUUGGAGUCUAAGAACAGGUGCGAAAUGCCAGUCAAGGUCGCGAUUAUAGGAGCGGGCGUCGGCGGCUUGACGCUUGCAGUUGCUUUGCAGCACAACCCGAAUCUGGAGGUCAGCGUCUAUGAGCGAGCAACCGAAUUGAAAGAAAUUGGUGCUUUGGUCGGCCUUGCACCAAAUGGCCUGCGAACGCUGGAAAAGCUGGGUGUGCCAGAGGCACUGACAGAUGAAGUUGGCUGGCGCAGCCCAAGCGGAAUCCCGAUGAUUUUCUUGCAUUGGCAGACUGGUGAGCUUCUCAGUGAAGAUCUUUACCACAACGUGCCAGACCGGCGGCACCAUUUCGCCAGAAUGCAUCGCGCACAACUACAGAAAGCUCUGCUCAAGCAUGUACCUUCUGAAAGCAUUCAUUUGGGUAAAAAAGCCGUGAGCAUAGAGGUAGAUCGAUCGACAGGGUCUACCGUAGCCUUUGCCGACGGCACCUCAAUCCACGCCGAUGUUGCCGUUGGUGCUGAUGGUAUCAAAUCGAAUAUCAGAAAGGCGUUUGUACCGGAUCACGAAUUGGUAUGGGCUGGAGAUCUUGUUCUCCGGUGUACCUUUGACUAUUCUUUGGUUGAGGAUAUCAAAAACCUCCCUCAAGACUCGUCACAUUUCGCCGGACCAAAUGCGUGGUUUUUCGGAACAAGAAUAGGCGCGGAUCAGUUCGGUGUCACUGCUGGGUUGAGUGUCGACCCUGAAAACGAUCCAGAGUUCAGAGAACCUGUGUGGAAUGCACCAGCAGAAGUCAGAACCCUUCGUGAGCGAUAUGCUCACUGGCAUCCAGUCGUUGAACAAAUCAUUGACAGAGUACCAUGGGUUCGACGAUAUUGCAAUGUUGCAGGCCGUGCACUGGAGCAAUGGAGUUUCAAGGAUCGUGUUACCCUAUUAGGUGAUGCCGCUCAUACCCAUGGAGGUGCCUUUGCGGCCGGAGUAUCUCUGGCAAUCGACGACGCCUUCGCAUUAGCAUUGGCCUUCGAUGAGAUAUUUCCACCGGCUCUGGCGCCGGCCAUCGGCGUAGCCAGCUCGGAGCUCAUCGGUCAAGUAUUUGACCUGUACGAGACGACCCGAAAGCCCCAUGCAGCUAAGAUGCUUGCCUAUGUGCACGACGGCAGAGGAAAGGCUCGGGCACGUCUGGAAAAGCGCCGAAGUGGCGGGCCAGAAUCGGAUGUGGAAUUUAGAAAAAGGAUGUCGAACCGUGGUGACCCAGUCUGGGUGAACGAGUACGAUGUGGAGGCCGCCUUCAGAAGAGUGGUGGCCGACAAGACAGCUGUCCAACCUACGAGUUGCGCAGCUCCGUCGAUGCAGGCUCAAGCAAGGCUGUAGAUAUUGGAUAGUGAUGAUGUAC